Messenger RNA from Etheostoma cragini (Arkansas darter), 5372 nucleotides. It is a transcript of the gene poln, whose product is annotated as polymerase (DNA directed) nu. Gene Ontology annotation, biological process: DNA-templated DNA replication; double-strand break repair. The transcript has 28 exons. The record is from RefSeq and is a predicted model, not a curated record. NCBI's taxonomy places the organism in Eukaryota, Metazoa, Chordata, Actinopteri, Perciformes, Percidae. Gene Ontology annotation, molecular function: DNA binding; DNA-directed DNA polymerase activity. The coding region runs from base 220 to 4764 and encodes 1514 amino acids.
GGAAUGGAAGGUACACACUCCUCCGACGUAUGACGUAGAACGUCACGUCCUGCCUGCGUAUCGACGUGCCGUCAGUUUGGAUGUUUGGCGCGCGGGAUAAUUGGCUAGGACGGGAUGCUAACCAAACGGAGUUCUUGAAUUAGCAUUGGCAGUUGAAGACUCAGAUUUCCCCAGGUAGAGAGAGAGAGAGAGAGUAGCAGGCCUUCUAACAGGGAGGAGAUGGCGCAGUCUAACGGCAGGUUGUAUUCAGGGCCUCUGUCCCAGGCGGCACAGAAGAUCCUGGUUGUUCUGCGGGCCCAGAGUGGACAUGCAGCCAGACGCAACCACAACUACUACGAUCACAGGCAAAUAGAGGAGCGGAAUAAUGGCAGCCAGUGGGAGCCGUGGGCUCAGAGCAACUGGAGCUUGAGUCAUCAAGAGAACAAAGAGGGAGGCACAGACCGGCCCCAGGUGCCCUCCUUUUCCACUUCUUACAAUGACGCCUCUAACCAAUGGCAGAUCUCUCAGACCUCAGCCUGCUAUCAGUACUCACAGACACCGGACUGCUCCCUGUCAUCCCAGGCCUCCUCCUGCUGGGAUUCCUCACUUCAAAGGCAGACGUCUCCGACUGAAGCCUAUUAUCGGUGCUCACAGGUUUAUUCCCACAGAAAGUACUCCGAACCCCCUGCUUGCCAGUCCAGUCAGGCUCUGUCAUUCACUCAGCAUGAGGAGACGGCAGCAUCUCUCUCCAAUAGAGACAGAUACACCCUCUCCCUCCAAAUACCAAAGAAACGUUAUGAACAUCAAGCUACACCAUGGAGAAGCUCCACUGAAGAAAUCAGGCCACAUUUCAUCCUCAAUCUUUCUCCAGACAAGAAGGAUCAUGAUAUGGCUUUGUUCCCCCCAACCAAUUACCCUGAUACCCACAAAGCUCAGCCUGCUUUGGCUUGUCACCAAGUUUCUUCUGGCCUUAAAAUAAGUGAAGAGACAGACAAUGACACAUCAGGUGCACAGAAAAAAAACAGAAAUGCAGAGAGCUGGCAUAUCCCCAGAAAGAAGCUAGACCAAUCUGUAGGUUUGGACAGCCUAGCAAAGUGGAAGCAACCUCUAUUCAACCCCACUAAAGAGGUCAUCAGUGGAGAAGAAGAUGGGGGCAUACUAUAUAACCAAUCAGAGGAAGGGGUUCAGCAAAUAGUGGAUUCCGAAAAUAGGGGGGCAGCUAAUGAAGAAAUCUCAGACCAAGGACAUGAAAUGCAGGAUGCAGCAACUGGUCAAGAGACAAGACAUUGGGAUGCACCCUUGCCACAUGAAAAAGGAUCAGCCAGUGAAAUGCAAGGAUUUCAGUUCUUGGGAACAAAUGAGAACCCUAGUUUAGAGAGAAAUUUGAACUUGGUAUAUACAAGUAAAAUGGACAAAAGCUUCCAUUGUUAUUCUGAGGUUACAAAGUCUUGGCAGAAAGAACAUAAUGACUUUGAUUGUAUAGUUAAUACACAUGAAAUCAAAAUUGAACAUUCACCUAGCAUUGACGAUAAAGAGAUUUCCGUGGGAUGUCUACCGUGCACUCCAAAAAAGAUCUUGACAUCUUCAGAAAGGGGAGAUCACAAGUGGGUCCACUGCCAAGCUGAAAGCCCUCAGGAUGUGAGUCAGACUGUGACUGAAACAGCAGAGAAGGACAAGACAGAAAACCCACCAUCAUUCCUGGGUGACACCACUGCUGAUAACCUGGAGAGAACCAAAGAGGAAGGAAUAGAAGUAAUGGAGGUUGGUUUGGAAGUGCAGAAAGAGAGCAGUGCAGUUGUUGAUUCAAGCAUUGAAGUUGAAAUUGAGACAGAGCAACACCAUUGUUCUGAUGUCCAAAUAAGAGAAAGCCAGUGUGAGACAGAUUAUAGAGGGGUCAAUGAGUUACCUGGAGGAGACAUUGAGCCAGGAGAGAAGGGGGGAGAUAGAAAUGAGUAUGUGAUGCCACCUGUGGACAGCGAAAAUGCAAGUACAUCUACAGAGGAUUUGGGAAGAGAAAGUUCUCCCACGCCCCCAUUGUCCCAGAUGUGCAGGGCAAAAAGGUUAAAGUUCAGAGCUCCCUGUCUCCUUGGGAACCACCAGCACCAUGACAAUGUACAAACUGCUAAUGGAAAUGUCAGAGGGAUCAGCUCAACCGAGAUACUGGCCUCAACAUGCAGUUUUGCUGCUGGACAAAAUUCUUUCUCAGCACAAGAUUUGAUCUCAACUACCACAAAACCGAGCAAAAAGCUGGGAAACAGCUACCUGCCUACAUCUGAAACUCAUUCAUGUCAUCCUCUCCUCAUCCCCUCCUUCCCCUUAAAGAGGAAGCUUGAAGUACUUAAGCGACAAUAUGCUGACCCUCCUAAAAUCUACAUAACCGGACAUCCUCCAAAAUGGGAGCCUCCUUAUUCCUCUCAAGAAAAGGCAGGGGAAGUAGGGGGAAUUGAGCUGAAGAGAGCCAAGCCUGGGACCUCAAUCCCUGAACUUCCAGCUGUAAACCCAAAACCACAGACUGAAGUCAGUCCUUUACAUAAAACAGGAAAAGUGUUAGGGGUACAUAAAGACCCACAUGGCCCCAAGCAAGUUCGACAAAUCCAGCAAAGUAUGCUGGAAGGAAGGUGCCCUAAAUCAGCUAGGAAUACUUCCAAAAAGACCCAAUCUUCUGCGACCUGCAAACCACUCAACCGGACCAAAUGUGGGCCUGAUGAGGGAAUACAUGGGGCAAAGUUAUCCCACGAUGAGGCUAAUGGUAAUGAGUCCCAGAACCAAUCCAAAGCUGGCUGUCUGACUGCGACCCUGACGUCUGAUCCUAGAGUAAAGGAUUCUUGUAAAAUGAACCCAGACGAAAAGAUGCAAAUGCUUGAGGAGUUGGAAAAGACCAAGGCGCUGGUGCUAACCUUGGUGUAUCGAGAUGGAACAACUCAGCUAGACCUAGAACAGAAGCUCACUCAAGCAGUGUGUGGCCUUCUCAUACUGAUGAAGAACAGUCUUGACCGCAGCACACCAGAGGACACGCUCGGGCCAAAUGACAGUCUGGUCUACUUAAAACUAGAGCACACACCUGCAUGGGCCCAGCAACACAAACGCCAGAGCCAGGAGCUCUUUACUAGAGAUAUAUUGCUACAGGUUCUAUCAAGAUCCCAACUGGUGGUGUGCUAUAAAGCCAAGGAUUUCCUUCGUACAGCUCUGCAGUUGUACAGACAAGACCUCAGCUGGAAACAAGUGGCAGGCUGCCAAAUCCAGGACCCACAGGUGUCAGGGUGGCUUCUGGAUCCUACAAAUCCGUCCUCCUGCUACCCGGACCUUCUCAGUAAACACAACAAAAGACCCCACACAACACCUGCCCUGGGUACCAAGAAGGUUUCUCAGGUCAUCUCAGGUCUCUAUUCACUCUACUGUCUUAACAUGAAGCUAUGCUUUAAACUACAGAGCCAGGGGCUGUGGGAGCUGUACUCAGACUUGGAGCUCAACAUGAUCUCUGUUUUGGCAGCCAUGGAGAGCCAUCACAUCUAUGUGGACAAAGAAGCUCUUAAGAGAACUUCAGACCUGCUGGGGGCCAAAAUGAAGCAGUUGGAGCAGGAGGCCCACCGAGCAGCUGGACAAAUAUUCAUGGUCACCAGCAACACUCAACUACGAACAGUUCUGUUUGAGAAGCUGUGCCUCCAUAAGCGUUGUGAGAAUAAGAAACUUCCCAAGACUAUCAACAAACAACAGCAGUCGACAUCCGAAGCUGCAUUGUUGCAGCUUCAGGACCUGCACCCUCUGCCAAAGAUCAUUCUAGAGUACAGACAGGUUCACAAAAUCAAAUCCACUUUUGUUGAUGGGAUUCUCUCAUGCAUGAUGAGCAAGAACUACGUUUCCUCUACAUGGUACCAGACAAGUUCGGUGACAGGGAGGAUCUCAGCCAAGCAUCCAAACUUCCAAGCCCUCCCAAGACAGCCACUUCAAAUCACCAAGAAGCAGUACAUCGAAGGAAAGGAGGAGGAGGUGGUGACUGUUCAUCCUCGGGCAAUGUUUAUCCCUCAGGAAGGAUGGACUUUUCUUGCUGCAGACUUCUGCCAGGUGGAGCUGCGUCUGUUGGCUCACCUCUCCUCUGACCCUGAGCUGCUUCGCAUUUUCACCAACCCACAGGCGGACGUCUUUACCAUGUUGGCCUCUCAGUGGAAAGGGGUGAGUGAGGGGGAGGUGACUUCUGAGGAUCGGGAACAUGCCAAACGCAUUGUCUACUCUGUUGUGUACGGGGCAGGUCGUGAGCGUCUGUCGGGGAUCCUCGGUGUGAGCACUGAGCAGGCCAGCCGAUUCCAGGACAGCUUCCUGCAGACUUACAGAGAAGUCCAUGCCUUCAUCCAGAGGACCAUCCAGCAGUGCCACAAACAAGGGUAUGUGCUCUCCAUCAUGGGUCGUCGACGAACCUUCCCUAACAUCAACGCCCCCGAUUGGGGCAUCCGCAUGCAGGCUGAGAGGCAGGCAGUCAACUUUGUGGUCCAAGGUUCAGCUGCUGAUCUUUGUAAGAUGGCCAUGAUCAGAAUCUUCAAGCUGGUCUCCUCCUCCAGCUCAUGCUCCGCCAGGCUGAUAGCACAGCUCCAUGAUGAGCUUCUGUAUGAAGUGGAGGACUCCCAAGUGGAACAGUUUGCAGAUCUGGUGAGGAGCACCAUGGAGUCCCUUCAGCACAUUGACCAUCUGGGAGUCCAUCUUAAAGUCCCCCUGAAGGUGGCAGUCUCCAGUGGCAAGUCUUGGGGAUCCAUGUCUGAGCUUAACAUCCCUCCAAUGUCGCCUUCUCUUUAAGUCCUGCCUCUUUUUUCGCUGUGUCUUUCUCCCCCUUUUACCACCUCUUUUGCUUCUUCUACCACCACACCUCUGUAUUGAAUACAUUUUACAACAUUUUCUUGCUCUGCUCCCUCUUGGAGUCUUCUCCUCCUUCUGCCUCUUCUUAAUUUCUUGUUACAUUUCUUUAUCUUGUAAUCUUUCUGUUUCACUCAGUCUGUCUCUCCUGCUCCCUUCACGUGUCCUGCAUCCACAUUGCUAUGGAAACCAGGCAGCUGCAGCUCCUUCCAGCUCCCAGUUCUUGCUUUCACUCCAUCCGUAUCCGGGGGCAACGGCAGGAGCCUCCUCUCCUCUGUUUUCACACUCUUAUUAAGACCAGUGCUGUUUUCGCUGCCUUGUUACCAAGGUGAAUCUCCACAUUUGAUAUAGUGCUUGAUAUUUAUUGGUUCAUAAAAUGUGUUGUAUAAUUUUUGUAAAAAACAGUAGUUUUGAUGUACUUUGUACCUGCAAGAUGGUGUACUGUAUUCUAUAGAAAAGAUGCUUGUGUUUAUUAUUUUUAUGCUUUGUUUGUGCAGAAUAAUUCUUGCUUUGAGGUUCCCACUUGAUGAACCCAAUAACCUUUCUCACCC